This is a messenger RNA of Solanum dulcamara, 2301 nucleotides long. RefSeq names its product eukaryotic translation initiation factor 5B-like. The transcript is spliced from 3 exons. The coding region runs from base 165 to 1979 and encodes 604 amino acids. The record is from RefSeq and is a predicted model, not a curated record. NCBI's taxonomy places the organism in Eukaryota, Viridiplantae, Streptophyta, Magnoliopsida, Solanales, Solanaceae.
GCCUGUCAUCUUCUCCCAGAAUUUACCCCUUCCCAACGCUUAUCUUCCUAUCCUCAACAAAUCCCUUCACGCAAUCAAAUAUAUCUCUCUUUUCAAACCGGUUCCUUUCAUGACAUUCUUCAAGUAGAGUUGCUCGAUAAUUGUUGCUUCUAUCGUUUUUGAGGAUGGAAGAUCAAAUUGUGGAGCGGAGGAUUGUGGAGCAUACUUCCUUAAAAGAGGAGGAAGAUGAAGAUGAUGAAGACGAGGGGGAAGUGAAAGAGAGUAAUAUACGAUGGAUUGUGACAAGAGGAUUGGGGUUGGGGAAGAAGGUUAUGAUUACAGGUAUUGUAAUCUCUUCUACCCCAGUUGUUCUUCCUCCGCUUAUUGUAAUUUCUGCUCUCGGUUUCGCAUUUUCGGUCCCUUUUGGUCUUGCUUUUGCUAGUUAUACUUGUACUGAGAAGCUUAUGAACAAGUUGCUUCCAAGGUCAGAGCCACCUCUAUUGUUGGGGUACGGGGAAAUGGUUGAUGAUGAAGAGGAUUAUGAUGAACAAGUAGGAGGGAAAGGUUCUGGUUUUGGUGGAGACAUGUUGAUGGAAGAGGAGGAAAAGAAAGAAAUGGAGGAUGCAAAAGGAGGAGUUGAAAUACGGAUUGAGUUAGUGAUGGAGGAGGGCGGUGGAUACGAGGGAGGACCUACUCUUGUUGUAGAUGAAGAUGUUGGCAGAGCGGAGGAAGAAAGAGAUAUCAAUAUAGAUGAGGAUGUUAAAGGAGGAGGAUAUGAGGAUGAUGUGGGUGAAUACUUGGAAGGAGAGAAUGAGGGAUCAAUGAAGGAGAAGAAUUUAGAAAUCGAACGAGGGAGAGAAGCAGAAAAUUGGGAAUUUGAUGAAAAAAUUAAGGAAACUGAGGGUUUGGAUUUGGUGGCCACAGAAGCCAGGGGUAAAAAUGAGGGCGAAAAAGACGUCACUUUAACACCAGGUCUGCCAGAUAAGAAUUUGGUUGAAGUAUAUGUAGGUGAUGCAGUGAAGGAAGAUACCUUAGAGAAUCCAGGGGGACUUGAGGGAAACGAGGAUGAAAAGAUUACACAUCCAGAAGUAGUAGAGAAGCCAUUAGAAAGCAAAGAUGAGAAGGUAGAUAGUCUUGUGAGAGAGACUCAAGCAACAAAAACUGAAAAAGGACCCGAGGUUACCUCGGAAGAAAAAGAGAUAAUAGAGGUAAUGAAGAAACCAAACGUCAGCAAAAGUUCAAAGAAACACCACAAAAAGAAGAAAGCAAAUGAUGGAAAAAAUGUUGCAAUAUCAGAGAAAGAGGAGGGGUUGAGCAAUAAGCAGCAGGAAGACAAAGAUACUGAUGUGAAGAUAAUAGAAAAAAAGGAAGAGGUGAGGGAUGAAGUUAAGGUGAAGCAAGAUGAGAAGCAUUUACCAGUGAAAAGGGAGACCAAAGAAGGAAAAGAUGAGGCCAACCAAAGUGGUGUUGCCAAAAAGGCCAAGAAAGCUGCUGAGAUGGACAAAACACUGCCAGGGAGCAGAGAGGUUGGGCAAGCUGCAAACUCGACUAAGGAUCCUAAAGAAGCCAACAAUGGCAAGCAUGUUGCAAACGAUGCUUCUCGUCCAUUGGAAGGCAAGGAUAACCUGGUGGCUCCGAAAGAGGUUCAAAGGAAGGCACCUGAUGUCCACGGGAACCUUCCGUCUGGAAAAAAAGGGACUACUGAUCAAAAGAAAAAUGCAAAUGCCAGUGGUGUCAAUCAGGUUUCUGGAAGAGCAGGGAUUCCGAAGGCCAAACCCGCCAAGGAGUUCCUCAGUGAGGAGAAGAUAUGGGAGAAGACAAAUGCAAUGAGAACAAUCGUGGGAUACACAGCAGCACCCCAACCUUUGUUGGUAGAUGAACUAAAAGCGCUAUACAUCUUUACUGGAGUUGAGCCGCCAUCUACAUUCCGUAACCCGUCCACUUUGACAGAAGUGAAUGACAAGCUUCAGUUUCUUAUGUCGAUUGUGGGAAUAAAGUAAAGUGUUGGUGCUUUAUUUAGACUUUAUUUUCUUAUCAUCUCCUUUUGCGUUGUUAGUUUGUUAAAUUUUAGCUUGAUACUGGAUUUGUGUAAUGAUUAUGCUAGAAAUUGCACUUUGUUGUAAAAUCAUCAGCUUGAAUGUUCUAUAGUGAGCUUUGGCUCCUUUUAGGAGAACAUUCUCCUAAUGCUUAAACGUCCCUUCAUCUUGGCGUUGGUUCUGAAACAGGAACUGUUAGUCCUUGUUGAUGUGUUUGAAAACUCGCUGUUGUGCAGUCUUUGAAUUCUGAAUUUGAUCUUAGCUAAGACUCUGUUAUCGUCUCCUA